Molecule: messenger RNA, 3582 nt
Organism: Drosophila innubila
Lineage: Eukaryota; Metazoa; Arthropoda; Insecta; Diptera; Drosophilidae
Product: protein RUFY3
Exons: 5
Coding region: 309-2903 (864 amino acids)
Cellular component (GO): cytoplasm
Molecular function (GO): metal ion binding
Source: RefSeq, a predicted model, not a curated record
UAGGAGCUUUUGUGUCAGUCAUACUCAACGCAACAACAGGAUAACUCAUCGCAGCGACUUAAAAAACAGCAAAUUGUAUAAUUUUAGUCAUAAUUUCACAGUACAAAUAUUAUAACAUAUUCAUUAAGUGUUUACGGAACUUCGGUGCUCAACGGCACGCAAUUGAAAGCCGGAGGAAAGCGCUGGAUUAACUCAAUUCGUUUACGUAUGUUGUGUGCAGAGUGCUUUUUUAAACGUUCAAUGCGCUCAUUUUUGGCAAUCUAUUUUUAUUGAAACGGACACACAGUAGGUGCAAGGAGGCCAGCACGAUGCGUGGACUAGUCGAGGAUGCAAAGAAGACAAAACUGUCGCAGGCCAACAAUAACAACAACAGUGUGUUGGGCAGUGGUCGUUCAAAGCCCAUAACAUCGAUGACAAGUGCAAGUACGUCCAGACAAAUGAAAGGCGUCAUCAAAACGCCAACAACAACAACAGCGUCGUCCGUUGGUGCAAAGAAAACGCCACAAAGUAUGCAACAACAAGUCGGCAAGUCCACAAAGUCCACGGCUGCGUCAUCAAGUGCAGCAGCAACAACAACUACCACCACAGCAAGCAGCUCAAGCGCAAAGCCAGCAACAUCAAAAGCACAAGCACCAAAGGGUCAGAAUCAACCCCAACAAACGCAGCCAACGUCCACAGUGACACAAUCGACAGCGGCGCCGACAGCGACAGCGACGCCCACACCCACCCCCGCGCCCCCGUUGCAGUCGCACUCGCAACAGCUGCAGCCGUACAACAACAACAUUAGCAACACAAUUGCACUACCAAAAGCAUCGCAUGCCAAUACCAACGAGGAGUUGGCCGGCGGAGUUCAGGACACGAUUUAUCUGUGCAAUUUCCGUGUCUCCGUCGACGGCGAGUGGUUGUGUCUCAAGGAACUACAGGACAUUGAUGUGGCUGGUGGUGUCAAGACAGUUGGCGGCGGUGCUGCAGCGCUAAAUGUAACUGCUGCUGCUGGUGGUGGUACUGGUACCACAAGUGGUGGCUUCGUGCAGCAGCGUCAUCAGACAAACCAUCAGUUCGGGCAGCGAAACAAACGAUUCUCGGGCCUAUCGACGGCAAGUGGCGGCAGCACAUUCGAGGAUAAUGGUAUUAUGGCAAUUGAAAAUCUAAUCGGGCGUCGUCUGUGCGACGUCGUCGGCUCAAAUGCACUAGCGGCACCGCAUCAGCAACACAAGAAUGUGGGCCUCAUCGGUGGCACACUUGCUGAGUGGUCGCAUCUCUCACGCGACACGGCUGAAAUCGAGCGGAGUAAUUUGGUCAACAUAUGCAAGCUGGUUGUCAAGGAGCUGUUGGAGCAAUCGUUGCGUUAUGGACGAAUGCUGGACUCGGAUCACCUGCCGUUGCAGCACUUUUUCAUUGUUAUCGAGCAUGUGCUAGGCCAUGGAUUGAGGCCUAAGAAGGGAUUGCUGGGACCUCGCAAGGAGCUCUGGGAUCUGUUGCAAAGUGUCGAAAGCUAUUGCCCUGAGGCACAGGACAUUACGGCCAGUGUACGUGACCUGCCCACCGUGCGCACCCACAUUGGUCGAGCCCGUGCCUGGCUGCGCAUUGCCUUGAUGCAAAAGAAGCUAUCCGAUUACCUGCAGGCUCUGAUCGAGCAUCGGGAUGACUCCCUCAAUGACUACUAUGAGCCACAUGCGCUCAUGAUGAGUGACGAGAUUGUUGUGAUAAUGGGCAUUCUGGUGGGUCUCAAUGUCAUCGACUGCAAUCUGUGCGUCAAGGAGGAGGAUCUGGACUCGCAGCAGGGUGUUAUUGACUUUUCACUUUAUCUGCGCUCCAGUUCCCGCGAGGCGGAGGCUAACGAGGAGACCAAUGUACCACCUGUACCGAUGGAUGCGACUGGACAGGGUAAUAUGAUUGCCGUGCUGGACCAGAAGAACUAUAUUGAGGAGCUCAAUCGACAUCUCAACGCAACCGUUGGAAAUCUGCAGGCCAAGGUCGAGUCCCUGACCACCACCAAUGCCCUGAUGAAGGAGGAUCUGGCCAUAGCACGCAACAGUCUACUGGCUCUGCAGGCCGAGAAUCAGGCCAUGCGUCAGUCGGCCACCCAGACAAUGCAGAGUCACUCGGACAGCAGCUCCAAUGGCAGUGGCAGUGGCAGUGACAAGGAGAAGGAGAAGGCACAGCAGGCGGAGACUCUGAGCGCAGAGUUGACCGAGGAGCGCAAGAAGAAUGUUGAACUGGACAAGGAGCUCAAGUUGCAGGUGUCGCUUAAGGCCGAGUCGGAUAUGGCCAUGAAGCUGCUGGAGAAGGACAUUCAUGAGAAGCAGGACACGAUUGUGUCGCUGCGCAGGCAACUGGAUGACAUCAAGCAAAUCAAUCUGGAGAUGUAUCGCAAGCUGCAGGAAUGUGAAGAUGAACUAACACAGAAAGGCGAGAUGGUCUCUCGUUUGCAAACGAAAGCCUCACAAAUUGGUAACAUUUUACAAUCGCUAGAAAAGAAAUACGAGUCCAAGCUCAGCGAUCAGCACCAGAUGAGCGGUAACUCCGCAGCAGGCGGCGAUCGAUCACCCAACACGCGACGUCGUCUACAAAAUCUGCAGAAGUUCGAGGCACUCACCAAGAAGCACAAACAGGACACUGGGCCACCCAUGAAGCGACUCCACCUCAAGAUGGACGGCAUUCCUCCCUUCAAUCCCAACAACUAUCGCAAGUCACCAGCGAGUGGUGCUCUUCCCCCGCUCCAAUCUCAGCUGCCCCCUGGAGAGCCGGUGGCCAUCAAAACGCCCACAUCUGCCAAAUCCUUGAACGAUGAACUGGCCGAGGCAGCUGCCGCUUUAACGCAGCACUUCAAGGUCGGCGGCGAUGGUUCUCGCAGUGACUACGCUCUGUCCCAGGAUCAGGACACACUGGGCAAUACUUAAAGUCAUUAGAUGUAGCUUUAAUUACUUGUUGAGAAGGCAUUUACUUAAGUUCUGUAAUCUAUGACCAGUGCUGGGACUACAUCAUAUGUAUAUGUACAUGCAUAUAGACAGCCCUAUAUACAAGCACUAUGUUAUGGUUCCUGAUUCGAUCUGGCGACCUGCUGUCACCUGUAGAGUUACAAAACAAACCUAAUCGGAACUCAAUGUGCAACUGCUUAACAAUAAUAAAUAUUAUCGAGUCUAUGUUUUAUAUACGAUAUUACAUAAAUGUACGAUGCCUUCAAUGCUUAUAGAUUCCCUAGUCAUAUGAUAUAGAACUACAUACAUAUAUAAUAAUCGUAACAAGUUGUUGAAGAUUCUUAAAAAUUAUAAGCUGUUAGCUGAAUACCCUUCCUCCCCAAAUAAAGAAUUCCAAAUUAUACUAGUAUGUAAUGUACGUACGUAUGUACAGUUAUAGAGCUGAAUAAUUAUAUUAUAUGUACUUAUACUUAAACCCGAUGAUAUUCGAUACGCAUAUGUACUUUCAACUUGCUUGUCUAACAGUGUAAUUAUAUAAAUAUGUAUCUAUACUUACAUGUUAAAGGGACUACAUACACAUACACACACACACAUACUACUAAUAACUCUAGCUAAACCAAACCAAAGAAAUAAAACUUAUCUUAACUCUAGUGUUUCAUUU